This is a messenger RNA of Brassica rapa (field mustard), 4121 nucleotides long. RefSeq lists its product as uncharacterized. Lineage: Eukaryota; Viridiplantae; Streptophyta; Magnoliopsida; Brassicales; Brassicaceae. Gene Ontology annotation, molecular function: endopeptidase inhibitor activity. The record is from RefSeq and is a predicted model, not a curated record.
ACGCUCCACAUUUCUAAGUAAAGAGAAAAUGAAUACUACUCUAUCCGUUUCUAAAAAAUGUAUGUUUUGGAAAAAAAAAUUGUUUCAAAAAGAUACAUUUUUUACUUUUUCAAUGUAUGAUUUUAUGAAAAAAUUGUAAGUUUCAAAAAAAUUAAUGGUGUUUAUUGAAUUUCUAUUGGCUAAAAGUUAUGAAAAUUGUUAUUCACAAAAAACAAUGCAUAUUUAAUGAGUUUUCUUAAUAUAUAUGAAAAGUCUAGAAUAUGCAUCUUUUAAAAACAGAAAGAGUAUAUUAUAUCGCUACUUAAUCUCUAUAAAUACACUACCAAGCAUUAUCAUCAUCCUAGGAACUCAGCCAAAAAAAAGAGAGCAGAAAGCAAGAGAAAAAAGAGAGAGAGAGAUGAAAACUGUGGGUGCAAACACAAUAUUUCGAUUGAUGAUAUGUUUCUUGUUCGUUGCGAUAACAGCAUUCGGUGUUGUUUCCGGUGAGAAUGAAGUAGUCAGUGAUUACUUUGGGAGGCCAGUAAAGAUCAAUGCUUCGUAUCACAUCUACGUGCGGAGUAACCCGCCAUUAAGACAAUGGAUUACCCAGUUACCAAUUUGGCCAUCUUGCUCAGAUCUAGUCUGCAUGAUGUCUAAUCAUCUAAAUCAUUUCCAACGUAUACCAGUUAAAUUUUUAUUACCACCAUCAUCAUCAUCAUCAUCAGAUGUUGUACGUGUAUCAACAGAGCUUAACAUCCAUUUCACGGGUGUUUAUUGCAAGCAGUCCGGGUAUUGGAUUAUCCGCUCAAAGCCAUACGAACAUGUACUCCUGACGGGAUCCAGGUCAAGCAAUAAUGACAGCACCUUCAUCAUCAAGAAAUCUGUAGGCAAAUUUUACAGUUUGGCUUUCGGAAGUGCUGACAAACCAAAGGAUCUCUCUUUAAAGUAUACUGAUUAUAGAGGUACUUUAGCGUACUUGGUAUCUUCCAAUAGCACUAACUUUAUGGUUUCUUUCUUCCCGGAGGGAUCUAUUAUAUAAGGUGGUUUCUUCCGCCGGGUAAAACAUGUUCCGCCUUUUACCCGUUACUCUUAUAUCUUUCUUAUUUUCUUUUCUUUUCUUUUCGUGCAAUGUUUCAUUUCAAAUCAAAUAAAUACGUGAUUGUUUCUUUUUCUUUUGAUGUAAUCCCUUAUAUAUUAAAAGAGGAGCAUUGGAGUUAAUGCUUUCACACCAUGUAUGACACGUGUCCAUUGUACAGAGACUCUCACAAAUUAGUUGCCUUAAUUGGUUUUGCUAUUACAGAAUUUUUGGAAACGUUUCAUUGAUCUAGAAAAUUAAAAAAACCACUCGUGGAAUGAGUUAUCACGUAAAGCUUAAGCUACGACAUCACCGUACCAUCGUAAAGAUUAUUUCCCAUCAUGAAGACUUUCCAGAACAUAUACGGGUGUGCUCUGUCAGUGCAUAUUGCGAAGCACUAGAUAGUAACACAUGUAAGUUAGAAACACAGAAUCGAGAAGAUGAAGACGUAAUUAACUUUUCUCUUAUACGGGAGAUAUAAACAUUCAUAUCGGCGAAGAACUCAGCAUGAACACUUUCAAGAAGAGAACACUCUGAAUCUUAGAAACGAUACAUCACCGAGCUCGCUAAGCAUUUUUCAUCCACACUGCAUAAUGGUUCUUGAACGUGUAUAUAUUGUAUGAACUAUAUAACCCACUCUUUUCUCUUAGAAGAGAGACAUGACUAUUCAUCUCGACGAGAACACUUUGAAGCAGAGUACACUCUGUAUCUUAGAACCGAGACAUGACCAAGCUCGCUAAGGUGCGCAGCUCCACACUGGAGAUUUUUUCGUUUUAUUAGUAUUCUAUUCACAUUUAUAUUUUUGUUUUGGCUUUCAAUAUCUUACUUAAGAACUAUUAUGAUAAAUUCUUUAAUUAUGCAUCUUAAUAAUAAAUGAGCUUUUAAGUUAUAAAAGACUUAUUUUAUUGUUUAAAUAUGUUUUUACCGUUCUUGAAACUUUCUUCCGGUGUUAUAAAGUCCUACUUUAUCAAUCAUAUAUUGCAAAUACAGACUUUAUUUUGGAUGUCAAACAUUAAAUCACCAAGUCAAUUCACCCCGCGCAAGGCGCGGAUUAUCACCUAGUGCUUUAUUAAAAGGAAUAAUGAUAAUAAUAAUGACAAUCAAAUACUGAAAGAAUUUUUAGAAUACCAGGGUCGAAGUUCGUAAUUUUCCCAACAUGCAAUAUUAGUUUCCGUAGACUAAAACAAUGGCUAAAAUCCUUUCUGGGCUAGCAAUCUCUAAAAACAUUAACAAACUUUUUUUUUUUGAAAAAGGGCUUAACAUUAACAAACUUUGAGAACAAAUCUUUUUUUUUAUAAUAAUGAUUUACACAUAUCCAACCACCGCCAUGAGCACGAGUCCACUGAUGGGAAGGCUAUUACAUAAAUAUAGUAGAAUAGCAGAAUAAUAGCCACACGCCCUCUGUUAGGAAGUUUUGUGUUGAUUCACCAUGCAUGAAAUUUUGCUCUGUACUGGCUUAAAUACUGUACUUCUAUUAAUUUAUUUUUAAUAAAAAAUGACAGAAGAGAAUCUGUCAUAUACUAGAAUCUUGAAGGAAGUAGAUAAGCCAAUGGAGUCGGAAUUUUUUACAUUUGGAGACACUUUAUAAGUUUACAAUUACAUCUAAAGACACAAUUCACUUGUGACACACUUUGUUGUGUGUAAAAGUCCUCCAUACCCUCUAACUAGAAACCAAGUCACUCUUCUCAAUCGUGACCAAACUGAACAAAACAACAAGUAUGUCAUAAUAAACUUCUAGCUUUACCAAAUCACAAACCUUUAUCCAACAUAAAAAUCCCAAUUUUCCAACUUUCAUCCUAGAGGAGAUAAAGAUUAAAAUCUCUAAUCAAUCUGAAAUCCAAUGACUGUCGUUUCUAUUCAUUUUAUUCAGAGACGACGAAUUUAUCGACGUCGCUGGUAACGGAGUCGUCGCCCUCUUGAUCUGUUCUUUCGAGUCCUCUCUUCAUCACCAAGCUUUUCUUACCUCUGGUUCCAUCUCCCAGCCAUUGAGUCAGCCAUGGAUAAGCAUCAUCUGUUUCUUCUCUCUACCUUAUCUCAAAUCUCAAUUUCAAAACCUCUCUCCUAUCUCAAAUCUCAUUCUCUGUUUGUGCAUCCACGCAACCGAUAAGUGGCAUCGUUUUCAAGCCGUUUGUGGAGGUGAAGAAGGAACCCGAUCUCCUGCCUUCAAGUCCGGAGCUUUCGCUUGCUCGCUUGAAUGUGAAAGCAGGUCAAUUAAGCUUAUUUUUAACCUUUUUGUGUUGUAAGUCUCAUGCAUCUGAGUUUUUUUGUUGACGGGUUCUUUUGCUGCAAGUUGAAUAAAAUGUCGAGAGUUUUGUUGAUAGUUCGUGUCUUGAGAGUUUUGUUGAUUCUUUGAUAAAGCUUGUGUCUUUAUUUAUUAAUUGAGUUGUGUGAUGUGUUGUUGCAGGUUUUUCAAGGACUCAAGAGUGGAAGAAAGAGACCACGCGAGAUGUUGAUGGAGUAUCAGGUUCUUGGCCAAUGGGUUUCAUGUUGUUAUUUAAUUUGAGUUUCGUUUCUAACACUGUUUUUGUUUUGGUUUCUCUGGUCAGCAGGAAAAACGUGGUGGGAGGGUUCAGCUAAAGCCCAUGGUGAUGCCUCAGUCUGAAUUUGAUUACGUUGACAAAGGAGAUGUUGUCUAUGGUAAAGCUCUUUCUCUCUCAAGUAUAAAGUAUCAAUGUUUUCAUAUAUGUGCAUACUAGAAUUUGGAGUUACUUAUUAGAGUUCACAAAGUUGUGACUUUUCAUCAUCAAGGGAAAGUGAGAAUAUGAAAAAUAAUUAUGAUGAUUUUCUUUGUUUGUUGCAGCCAUGGAGUUGGCUCUAUCAUUGGAGAAACUGGUCAAUGCGAAGCUCCUAUACAUUUUCUUCUUCAAAGAUGGGUUCCUAAUAUAACUACUAAGUUCCUCUGCAAAGAUGGGUUCGUGGGCGUUGUGAGGUAAUCAAAUUAUCUCCGAGAAUGCUUUUCUAUAGAUAAACAAUGUAUUGUAAUAAUUAUUUUUGCCUUAUAUAUUUUUAAUGUCCAUGUUCACAUUUUUAUAUUUUUAAAGAAAUCACAAUUAUAAUUUACUUUUUU